Messenger RNA from Cyprinodon variegatus (sheepshead minnow), 1546 nucleotides. It is a transcript of the gene sp8a, whose product is annotated as Sp8 transcription factor. Lineage: Eukaryota; Metazoa; Chordata; Actinopteri; Cyprinodontiformes; Cyprinodontidae. Gene Ontology annotation, biological process: regulation of transcription by RNA polymerase II. The record is from RefSeq and is a predicted model, not a curated record. The transcript has 2 exons. Bases 123 to 1295 code for a protein of 390 amino acids. Gene Ontology annotation, molecular function: RNA polymerase II cis-regulatory region sequence-specific DNA binding; DNA-binding transcription factor activity, RNA polymerase II-specific.
CUACAACUACUCAACGAAACGGAGACGAAACCUCAGACUGAUUGGAUCCAGACAGGGCAGCAGACACACACCCAGAGACAGACUAGUUGGUCCCAGUCAGAAGAACAAUCACUGCGCGGUUCAUGGCUGCGCUGCUGCGCGAAGAACCCAGGCUGGGCAGCACCCCGCUGGCAAUGCUGGCCGCCACCUGCAGUAGGAUCGGGGAUCCGACAUCCUCCUCUUCCCAUGUCCUGUCGGAUGGGGCCCCAGGACUCUCCAAAGGGUUCCACCCCUGGAGAAGGAGUCCACAGGCCAACAGCAGCGCGACCGCAGUUUCCUCUGGACUCUCAAGGAAUAACAAUGAUCCAGGAUUUACAUCAGAGGCCUCCAGCGCCUUUACAGUGACACUUCCAAACACUUCAGGGAGUGAUUUCUCCCUGUACCAAAGCACCAGACCUUCCUCUGAUUACAGCGUUUCUGAUUCUGCUCAGCAUCCGGUGUUUGUGCCCAAACUUUCUUCCCCGGUGGAUGGGAUCGCGGGGAUUUAUCAGAGGAUGCACCCUUAUGAUUCCUGGUUUAAACCAGCUGGAGAGGUCAGUAACGGGUCUGCUGUGUGGUGGGACAUGGGGACCAGCUGGGUGGACUCGCAGAACUCAGCCGGGUUACAGUGCGCCUUCAGCGGCUAUAGUAAUGACUACAGCCCCGCAUUCAACACCGGUGCCACCCAGCUGCGCACGGGCGCGCAGCACCGGUUUGACGGUUUCCUGCCUUCUCCGUACAAAGAGACUAAGAGCGCAGCACCUCUUUCCACGGGGACCCCCUCUAUUUCACAGCCCACGCCAUCUCAGCCAUCAUCGCGCAAAUAUUCUGCUCGAGCAACCUGCGAUUGUCCGAACUGUCAGGAAGCGGAGAGCCUCGGUCAGGGGGGGUCGAGUCCGCGGCGGAGGAGCGUGCACAGCUGUCACAUCCCGGGCUGCGGGAAAGUCUACGGCAAGACGUCCCAUCUGAAGGCGCACCUGCGUUGGCACACUGGCGAGCGGCCGUUCGUCUGCAACUGGCUCUUCUGCGGGAAACGCUUCACGCGCUCGGACGAGCUCCAGCGGCAUCUGCGCACGCAUACCGGCGAGAAGCGCUUUGAGUGUCCCAUGUGCCACAAGAGGUUCAUGCGCUCUGACCAUCUGAGUAAACACCUGAGGACGCACAUCUCGGAGGGCGGCACCGAGCCGGGCUCCCAGAAAGAGAGCGAGGACAGAGACAGCGGCGCUGGACGGUCACCGGGCAGCCAGAGCGCCAAGGUCGAGAGAUCAAGGGAAUGAAAGUACCUUUAAUGAUCCUGAAACGGGGUUUCUGGACACUGAAAUAUUGAAUUAGCACUUUAUGGUUAAUCUUAGCUGUGAAGUGUUUACACACUGUCUGCUUACCUCAUCUGAUAAUAAGAGCCUAAUAUGAAAUGUGUUUACUACACUGCAAAAAAUCGAAAUCAAAAUUUUUUCUUAAAAUAAGCGCAUUUUUUCUUGAAUUUAGUCGGUAAGUGAGACACUUUGCCAGUAGAACAAGACAAUUUACA